Messenger RNA from Nematostella vectensis (starlet sea anemone), 1617 nucleotides. RefSeq lists its product as uncharacterized. Gene Ontology annotation, cellular component: catenin complex; membrane. Gene Ontology annotation, biological process: homophilic cell-cell adhesion. Bases 1 to 1287 code for a protein of 428 amino acids. The transcript is spliced from 8 exons. The record is from RefSeq and is a predicted model, not a curated record. NCBI's taxonomy places the organism in Eukaryota, Metazoa, Cnidaria, Anthozoa, Actiniaria, Edwardsiidae. Gene Ontology annotation, molecular function: cadherin binding; calcium ion binding.
AUGGUAAGAGCGAACAACAACAACAACAACAACAAGAACAACGACAACAACGACAAUGGUCCAAAGAUAUAUACCCUUAAUAUCUCGGCGAUGGUAAGAGCGAACAACAACAACAACAACAACAACGACAACAACGAAGACAACGACGAAGACAACGAAAACAGCAACAACGACGACAACAACGGCAACAACGACAAUGGUCUAAAGAUAUAUACCCUUAAUAUAUCGGCGAUGAACAAUCACACAGACAUUAAACUACAAAGCUUUGGUCUUGUCACCAUCAAUGUGCUGGAUUUAGAUGACCUUCCGGCGAACUUUUCACGGAGGCUAUACGAGGCGUAUCUCGGCACCAGUCCACCACCGGGGUCUCUUGUCAUUCAAGUUCAAGCAGAAGACAUGGACUCAUUUAAAGCUCCUAUAGAGUACAGCAUAUAUCCAGAAAGUGACCCAGAUCAGUUGUACGCCAUAAACCCCACUACAGGCAUCAUCACGGUGAAUGGUAACUUGAACAAAGGUGUCUACAGCAUUAUAGUGAAUGCCUUUAGCACCAAACAGCCUCCCGCGUUCACAUUAGUAAAAGUAGUUGUUGGCCCAGAUCCAGCAACAGCAACUACAACGGAAACCUCCACGACGAUGACGAUAUUCAAGGAUGCCAGUGGUGAAGGGCGUGGCACGAUGAUCGCCGUAUUCGCCCCCAUCAUUAUACUUCUAGUACUGAUCCUCGUCGCGCUUGUCAUCUACAUUUGGAGACAAGGUGUCAAAGCUGCCAAAACAAAAACGACUACUACAAGUUCCUCCACAAAGAGUGCCAUAUAUGCUAAUCAAGUGGCACCGAGUGGCAAUCACGACCGCGAUCACGAUCACGAACACGUUCACGACCACGAUCACGAACAAUCCUUGUCUCAUGACCACAUACCAUUGAAUAUCAUGACAACGGUAGGAAAUAAGCAAAAUGCUCUUUCAAGUCCAGACUUGUCUCCCCUUGCUGUAGCUAGUCAGCCCUCGUCUCCCGACUACGAAGACAUGGAUGACGCACCGGGAAACUUUCAAGAGAGUAAUACUCUGGAAAUGGGAGAGGCGGAUUACGCUGAAUUAUCUCCAAGAAUACGUCCAGACUUCCAGCCAAGAGUGCCAUCUGAGCCAAAGGGGAAUGGGCGUUUCGAGCGGGGAGGGGUCCAAGAAACCACCGGUCAGGGGACCGGACAAUCGGACUACACAGAACUGAGAAACAUGUAUCCAGAGUACCAGUCUCUUUAUCCGAAGAGCAGGAGAGAGUACUUAAUGUAAGCGGAGGGUCGAAAAGCGCUGUCUUUUUUCUACUUUGUUAUUGGUCCUAUGACUGCCAUUUGAUAUUUGUUGUUUGCGCUGACAACUUUUGUUGAAAGAAGUGUUAAAUGAAAACUACAUUACAUUGUUUGGCCUAUCUGAAUGCUGUGCUAUUCGUACACAGUGUUGGAUAGAUGUUGCAUGGUCAAGUAAUUUCUUUUAAAAAUGUGUGUUAUUGCCAACCAGUUUUUAUUUAGAAUUAAAUUAUCUUAUCAUUUUUUUUAAAUGAUUAUUAUUAUUUCAAUAUAGAUUAUUUGAUUUCCGGUAUUAAAUGUCAAAUAUGUGGUUAAA